AUGAUAAUGACUAGAAGGUUUCUGCAUUUACUGAGAGAUUUAAGACCUUCAAGUGUCUUUAAAGAGGACUCCAUGUCGCCUAGAAAGAUCACAGUUCAAAUUAUACUACUUCAACUAUUUUAUUAUUUCACAGCUGCUGUUUUAUUUUAUCUUUGGGGUACUGUCUAUGGGUUUAAAUUAGAGAUUAAAGAAUGGUUAUUUUCUUGGACUGCAAUUGAUUAUGCAAACUCUGUAGGAUUGUCUAUCAUUAUGCUAUGGCUAGUUGAUGCGCUGAUCUGUGUUAUGUUUUUGACUAUCAUUGUUGGUAGAUCAAAACUGGCUUGGGAUUUUGCGAUUACUAUUCAUGCAAUUAAUUUGAUUGUGGUUUAUUUUUAUAGUGGCAGUUGGCCAUCCUUUCAAUGGGUAAUAUUACAGAUUUUGUCCUCAUUGAUAUUAAUCUUCUUGGGGACUUGGUUUACCAGAUGGAAGGAAUUGAGAGAAACAUUUUUUGACGGUUUGUUAGACUCAUCAAUAGAUACAAGUGAUAACAUACGACAGAGUGAUAAUAAUGCUAUUGAAAUGAAGGAUCUAGAAGCACAACGUUAG
This is a messenger RNA of Tetrapisispora phaffii CBS 4417, 585 nucleotides long. RefSeq names its product Sys1p (gene SYS1). Gene Ontology annotation, biological process: Golgi to plasma membrane protein transport; protein localization to Golgi apparatus; Golgi to endosome transport. Gene Ontology annotation, cellular component: Golgi membrane; trans-Golgi network. The record is from RefSeq and is a predicted model, not a curated record. The transcript has a single exon. Bases 1 to 585 code for a protein of 194 amino acids. Lineage: Eukaryota; Fungi; Ascomycota; Saccharomycetes; Saccharomycetales; Saccharomycetaceae.